This is a messenger RNA of Populus nigra (black poplar), 621 nucleotides long. Its product is annotated as receptor kinase-like protein Xa21. Gene Ontology annotation, biological process: protein phosphorylation. Bases 1 to 621 code for a protein of 206 amino acids. The record is from RefSeq and is a predicted model, not a curated record. The transcript is spliced from 4 exons. Gene Ontology annotation, molecular function: ATP binding; protein kinase activity. NCBI's taxonomy places the organism in Eukaryota, Viridiplantae, Streptophyta, Magnoliopsida, Malpighiales, Salicaceae.
AUGGACAUUUCUAAGCAAAUAACUGAGAAGCCCAGAACAAAGGAACCUGAGAAGCCCAGAACAAAAAGCCCAGUAUCCACAAAAGAAAAUAGAAAAGAGGCUUUGGUAGCCUAUGGGCCUUCUAGAUUUGUUUCCUUUGUUCCAUGCAAGUUUCCAUUUCAGUCCACCCGUUCUUUUUUUGCGUGGUUCUCCACCAUGAUUCUGCCGAUUGCUAUUGUUCAUUGCGAUCUGAAGCCAAGCAAUGUCCUUCUUGAUGGUGACUUGACUGCUCAUGUUGGUGACUUUGGAUUAGCAAGGCUCCUCCCACAAGCUUCCCAUCAGCUCUGUUUGGAUCAGACAAGCUCCAUUGGUUUAACAGGCACCAUUGGCUAUGCAGCAACGGAGUAUGGCCUUGGAAGCGAGGUGUCGCCUUACGGGGACGUGUACAGCUAUGGCAUCCUAUUAUUGGAGGUGUUUACCGGAAGGAGACCUACGGGUGGCUUGUUUAAAGACGGGCUGAACCUGCAUAGCUUUGUUAAAACGGCUUUGUCAAUCUCUGUGACCGAAGUUGUGGACACAGUACUUGUAACAGAAGCUGAGGAAACGAGUGGCUCUAGUGCCGAGCCUCAACUUACUUGCUGA